Messenger RNA from Periophthalmus magnuspinnatus, 1369 nucleotides. It is a transcript of the gene ptges3a, whose product is annotated as prostaglandin E synthase 3a (cytosolic). The record is from RefSeq and is a predicted model, not a curated record. The coding region runs from base 148 to 612 and encodes 154 amino acids. The transcript has 8 exons. Gene Ontology annotation, molecular function: Hsp90 protein binding; prostaglandin-E synthase activity; protein-folding chaperone binding. Gene Ontology annotation, biological process: telomere maintenance via telomerase; telomerase holoenzyme complex assembly; protein folding. Gene Ontology annotation, cellular component: cytosol; nucleus. NCBI's taxonomy places the organism in Eukaryota, Metazoa, Chordata, Actinopteri, Gobiiformes, Gobiidae.
GAAACCACGCGAUACUACAGCAGAGCGUCGCACAAUUUGUUAACUGUUUACGUUUCAAUGAACGUAGUAGCCGGGUGAAUCUGAACAAGGAUUGAGUUUAUUGCCCAAAACGUGUCCCAACGGUGAAAAUUUAUUAACACUAUCAAAAUGUAUCCUGCACCAGCCAAAUGGUAUGACAGACGGGACGCAGUUUUUGUUGAGUUCUGUGUUGAAGACAGCAGAGAUGUCAAAGUAAAUUUUGAAAAAAGCAAGCUGGAUUUCAGCUGUGUUAGUGGAACAGAUAAUGUCAAACAUCAAAAUGAAAUUGAGCUUUUUGGAGAAAUAGAUCCAAAAGAAUCCAAGCAUAGACGCACCGACAGGUCAGUCUUGUGUUGUGUACGAAAAGCAGAACCAGGGAAAACAUGGUUGCGACUAACCAAAGCUAAAGCAAAGGCAAGUUGGUUGAGUCUUGAUUUUAACAAUUGGAAAGACUGGGAAAAUGAUUCGGAUGAAGAUCUGUCUGGGUUUGACAAAUUCUCAGAGAUCAUGAAAAACAUGGGCGGGGAUGAUCUCGAUAUAGAUGAGCAUGAGUCUGGAGACAGUGACGAUGACCAAACACCUGACCUUGAAUAGACAAGUAAGGAUGCCGCCCCAGUAGUACGUAAUUCACUCGGGUUGAAGAGACUUAGUCAUGAGAUGGCAGCCGCUCCAGAGAAGAUGUCCACUGUUUCAAAGAGAAACUGUUGAAGGGAGGGACUAUUGAUACAGACUGCACUGAGGCCCUCUUGACGUACAGUGCUGUGCUUCGCUCUUCUGUUCUGCAUGAACAACUCUGUUCAAAUGAAAAUGUUAUUGUUCAUUAACUUUAAUGACUGUAAUGGGACGUGCUGAUGUCUUACACAUGUUUUUGCGAUGUCAGAUGAUGUAUUGUGAUUCCUUGAGAAAAUACAAACUCCAAAACACGAUUUUCCAAAAACCCAUUUUUAAUGAUAGUUUUCCCCUUUAAAUGUUUGUAUUGUAGUUUGCACUUUGUGUUAAUUUAAAAAAGGGUUUUCUGUUGUAUGUCAUUAUUUUACCACAGUUUAACUUCAGUGAAAUAAAAUUUGCUUGUGCAUCAUAAAUAUUGUGUUAAAACAUUGAUAAACAUUUUUGCUUGUAGACAUGCGACAAUGGGGGUCAGUUUGUUCAAGAACACUGCAUAUUGUAGCAGGGCCAUUUUCUUCCAAAUGCUUUCAGAAUAAGGACCUCAAUCCCUGUUUUCAGUGCAGUAUACAAAUGUCUGUUGCUCACAUAUCACUAGAUUUGCUUUACAAUGUUCUAUGUCUGAACUUGUGUUGCAUUAGUCUGAUGCUGUGGGAGUAUGUUUGUAAUAAACUGUCAGAUCAUUCAA